AUGAAUCCAGAUUUAAAAUAUGUUUGCAUUAAAUUUGCAUGCAUAUUCGGUGGUGAAAAAAUAAGAUGCAGAGGUACUGGAAUUAGAAAAAGAUCAACUUACAGAGAUCUAGGAUGUCCUUGCAUGAUAAAUGCAGUCGUCGGUGAAGAUGGUAAUCAUGUUAGACUAGAUACGGUUAUACUUCAACACAAUCAUGUUGUUUGUAAAACAUUGUAUGAUUCCAUUAAAAAAACAAAAAGAAAAGGGCAAAAAUUAUUUAAAACAAAUAAAGACAUACCGCAAAUAAAUGAAAUUGUUAAUUAUAAUAAUUUAGAUAUAGAUACCAACAAAGUAGACAAUUUAAUUUCGCAGGAUGUGUUUAUUAAUCCAGUCGGAAAAGAUGAUGAUAAUGAUAAAGUUUUGAUUGAAAAUCAAGAUUUUUUAUUAAAUCAAUCUGAAACAACUGAAAAUUAUUUACAAAGGAUUAAAGAUAAAUAUGGAACUAAUGUUAAAAUUUUAGUCGUCGAUUCCGAAACUGCUAACGAUGAAUAUGAUGAUUUAUCACCGAUGGACAAUGAAAAAGAAAACACAUCUUUGGAAUGUAGUUUCAAAGAAGAUUCUCUAAAAGUUUGCCGACUCUGUUUAUCUUCGAAAGAAAAAUUGACUCCUAUUUUCAAUCCGGAUUUACCACUUAAAAGUACAGUUUUAUCAUUUAAAAUAAUGGGUUGUGCUUCGAUAGAAAUAAGUUGUGAUGAUGGCCUACCUAAUAACAUAUGUAAAACCUGCGAACAAGAUCUUGAUAUAGCUUAUAAAUUCAGAAUCAGAUGUGAAAAUUCUGAUUCCAUUUUAAGAAAAACAAAUCUAAACAAAUUGAUAAACCCCUCGGAAGAAAAUAGUAAUGGCGUCACUUUUUUAGAAGAACAGACUGAUUGUGAAGUUGUAAUGCAAGAAAAUUUAGAUUCUUAUCAAGAGAUAUCGAAAGAAAAUAAUAAUUCAAAGUCUGAAAUGUUAAGCGAUUACACACGACAGGAAAACAUGUACUUACAAUUUGAUAUUCCUUGUCCAGUUUGCGGAUUAGAAUUUGAUAAUUGUGAAUCAACACUCAAUCACUUGGAUACCCAUACGGAAAAUGAAAAUUUACUCCUUACUUGCAAUUUGUGUAACGUUAUAUGUCUGUCUUUAAAACAAUUACAAGAUCACAUCAAAGAACAUUUAAACGAAAUAAAACCAAAUGUGAAUAAAUGUUCUCAUUGUAAAAAAUUACUGUCGACAGAGGAAGAACUUAGGGAUCACGAAAAACAAUGUCACGAAAACGACGGUCAGGUGAAAAAGGCAACGGAAAUGAAUUACCUGUGUAACAUUUGCGGGAAAAUAUUGAAAACGAAAGACAGGUUCAGAUCUCAUAAAAACACACACGACGGCAUCAGACCCCAUAUUUGCCUCAAAUGCGGGAGAGGAUUCGCGGACAGGAAAAACAUGCAUCAUCAUUACAACGUGAUACAUUUAAAAAAACCUAAACUCGAGUGUCCGGUGUGUCAGAAAAAAUUUUACACGAGAACGAAAAUGAAAUCUCACAUCACAAUGCACUACGGAGUCAAACCCUUUUCGUGCGACGUUUGCAACAAAACGUUCAGAUUGAAAAUGAACAUGAUCAAACAUAAGAAAACGCAUUCGAACGAUCGUCCUCACAAAUGCGAUAAAUGUCAAGCCGCAUUCAUAGACAAAAACAUGCUCAAAAGACAUUCGUACAUACACGGAGGAAUACGACCUUUUCCCUGUCCCAUUUGCGGUCAUAGAUUUUCCGUAAAGUUUCAUUUGAAAAAACAUUUGGAAAAGGGAAAAUGCUGUUCGAAAAAUGCCGUUACGACCAUAACCGGGACACCGGAUAAUUAUCAAUGGGUCGAAGAAUUUCAACAACCGGAAGUUAAUUUCGCGGGAAACGAAUGUUUGAUUGUUUACAAAGCGAGCGAUGGGAUUGGAGAACAAAAUUCGGAAAGUAUCGCCGUAGAUAUAUUACAACAAUAUCCACAAAAUACAAAUUCGUAG
This is a messenger RNA of Pediculus humanus corporis (human body louse), 2025 nucleotides long. RefSeq names its product zinc finger protein, putative. NCBI's taxonomy places the organism in Eukaryota, Metazoa, Arthropoda, Insecta, Psocodea, Pediculidae. Bases 1 to 2025 code for a protein of 674 amino acids. Gene Ontology annotation, molecular function: zinc ion binding. Gene Ontology annotation, cellular component: nucleus. The transcript is spliced from 3 exons. The record is from RefSeq and is a predicted model, not a curated record.